This is a messenger RNA of Mandrillus leucophaeus (drill), 2383 nucleotides long. RefSeq names its product taste receptor type 2 member 64-like. Gene Ontology annotation, biological process: detection of chemical stimulus involved in sensory perception of bitter taste; G protein-coupled receptor signaling pathway; sensory perception of taste. The transcript has a single exon. Lineage: Eukaryota; Metazoa; Chordata; Mammalia; Primates; Cercopithecidae. Bases 917 to 1816 code for a protein of 299 amino acids. The record is from RefSeq and is a predicted model, not a curated record. Gene Ontology annotation, cellular component: membrane. Gene Ontology annotation, molecular function: bitter taste receptor activity; G protein-coupled receptor activity.
AAAUAUUUACAAAAUUACUGAACAUUUUAAUCAAAUAAUUAAUAUUUAAACAAAACAGAGUUGAGUGUAAUUAUACCAAAGACCUAAGCAUGAGAAACAUGCUUGAUAAAUAUUAUUCAUUGUCUGACAGCCGUGAGUGGGAAAAUAGGACUAAUUCCACCUGGAUGACCUCCUGGAAACUCGUUUUCCGUUUGGGGAAUUAUAAGAAAAUAAUUCUUUCCAUCCCCUAAGGGUGUGAGUGUAUGUGCGUCUAUAUGUUUAUGAGUUUACUAAUAAUGGUGUCGUAUAAAUUUAUUGGUUAUCAGAAACCAGAUUUUAAGUUGUAUUGGCCUCCCAGGGCUUUCCAAGAUAACCUUAGAUGAUUUUGAUAAAAGGUUUAGAAUCUGGUAUUUAAGUCUGGCAUAAAAAUAAAUCCAUAUUGGUAUGAUCCUAGUUAUGACCAAGCUCCUUUAAUGAUUUAGACAUUUACUGUAUGAUAUAUGUAUGUGGUUUUAAAAUUUCCCUAUGAAACAACUGAAGAUGCUGCAUACAAAUUAUGGAGAGGUUAAACAAGGCAAAAAAUUGCAAAACAAUGAAAAAGAAUAUGCCUUUAUUUGCAUACUGACACAUGAAAAUUCACUUUCCACUUCAACAUCAGUAUAAAAACUUCAGCAUGUAGCAGGGACACAUAGUAUAUUAAGAGGAGUGAAUUUGAGCUGUUUUGAGAAUAACAAUAUUUUCUAUUUCUAUAAAGACAGCUUUGAACUCAUCCAUUAGUAUAUGCUGGUGCUUUCCUGUUGACAUUAGUCACAGAAUUUAAAGGCCCAAUGUUAUUGCACAGUUAGUAAUCAAGUAUUUAUUGAAGUUAAAGUCUGGAUAUUAAAGGAAUCAGAACCAGUGUUAUUAAGCCUGCAAUUUUUUUGGUCUAACAUCUAACAUGAUGUAUUUUCUGUUCAUCAUUUUAUCAAUUCUGUUAGUGUUUGCAUUUGUUCUUGGAAAUUUUGCCAAUGGCUUCAUAGCUCUAGUAAAUGUCAUUGACUGGGUUAAGACACGAAAGAUUUCCUUAGUUGACCAAAUUCUCACUGCUCUCGUGAUCUACAGAAUUGGUUUACUCUGGGCCAUAUUAUUAUAUUGGUAUGCAACUAUGUUUAAUUCGGCUUUAUGUAGUUCAGAAGUAAGAAUUUUUGCUUCUAAUAUCUCGGCAAUAAUCAACCAUUUCAGCAUCUGGCUUGCUGCUAGCCUCAGCAUAUUUUAUUUGCUCAAGAUUGCCAAUUUCUCCAACCUUAUUUUUCUCCACCUACAGAAGAGAAUUAAGAGUGUUGUUCGGGUGAUGCUGUUGGGGCCCUUGGUAUUUUUGAUUUGUAAUCUUGCUGUGAUAACCACGGAUGAGGGUGUGUGGACAAAAGAAUAUGAAGGAAAUGUGACUUGGAAGAUCAAAUUGAAGAAUGCAAUACACCUUUCAAACUUGACUAUAAGCACGCUAGCAAACCUCAUACCCUUCACUCUGACCCUAAUAUGUUUUCUGCUGUUAAUCUAUUCUCUGUGUAAACAUCUCAAGAAGAUACAGCUCCAUAGCAAAGGAUCUCAAGAUCUCAGCACCAAGGUCCACAUAAAAUCUCUGCAAACUGUGAUCUCCUUCCUCAUGUUGUUUGCCCUUUACUUUCUGUGUCUAAUCAGUUUAACCUGGUGUCCUUGGAAACAGCAGAGCAAACUUGUAUUUCUGCUUUGCCAAACUCUUGCAAUCAUGUAUCCUUCAUUCCACUCCUUCAUCCUGAUUAUGGGAAAUAGGAAACUAAAACAGACUUUUCUUUCAGUUUUGUGGCAGGUGACAUGCUGAGUGAAAGGACAGAAACCCUCAACUCCAUGGAUUCACAAGGGGAGUAUCAUGUGUCUUCUAGCAGUAAACAAACUGACAGUGUGUGGAACAUUUUAUAUUUCUAUUGAUUGUUCCAUAGUGUAUGUAUUUGAGUAAUUUCAAAAAAAAAAUACCUAAAAAAGUCUUACAUAUAUAUAUAUGGGUGUGUAUGUGUGCAUGUAUAAAUAACAACAUUGACCAUAAAUUAUGAAGCUGAGUAUAUUUCACAUAUUUAUUGUAUGUAUAUUUUAUUAUAGCUCAUUGUAUAAUAUUUCCUUUGAAGAAAUUAUUAUCUCCAUUUAUAAUUAGGAACUUACAGCUUUUAUGAGGAAAUUAAUGCUGUUUUCCAUUGUAAUUUGUACCACAUAUAUGUACUUAACUAUCAUUGGUGAACCCCUAAUUUUUUGGAUGGUAAAGACAUGCAAUUCUAAAUCAAUGAUGAGAAUGUAUCUUUGGGGUAGGUUUUAUUUCAUUAGGAAAUCUUAUUUUAUGUUUAGUAGAAAGCAAAUUGUUAGCUAAUGAUGCACACAACAAAAUUUGAGUGAGAAA